Messenger RNA from Gadus chalcogrammus (walleye pollock), 726 nucleotides. RefSeq names its product GRIP1-associated protein 1-like. Gene Ontology annotation, cellular component: postsynaptic recycling endosome; extrinsic component of postsynaptic early endosome membrane; glutamatergic synapse. The record is from RefSeq and is a predicted model, not a curated record. The transcript is spliced from 9 exons. The coding region runs from base 1 to 726 and encodes 241 amino acids. Lineage: Eukaryota; Metazoa; Chordata; Actinopteri; Gadiformes; Gadidae. Gene Ontology annotation, biological process: regulation of neurotransmitter receptor transport, endosome to postsynaptic membrane; neurotransmitter receptor transport, endosome to postsynaptic membrane; regulation of modification of synaptic structure.
AUGCUCCAGAAAAACAGUGGGCAUCAAGGACCAAUCACAGCUGAGUAUUUGGACCCUCCUCCAAAGCAGGGGGCGGUCACUCCCGGCUUCCUGUUUCCUGUCGACCAUGAGGAUGGCGGGAAGAAAGGGAAAGGAGGCAGAGAUGGAGGAGUAAGGAGACAGUUGACAGAGGUGGAGAAAUUAAGGGAUGAAAACGGGGACAUCAUUGAAAAACUCAAACAGGACAUAAAGGACACAGUUGAAGGUCAGAGGAUUCUGGAGAAGAAAGGUGGUGCAGCGCUGAAGGAUCUCAAGCGACAGCUGCAGUCCGAGAGGAAGAGAGCUGAUAAACUACAGGAGAGACUGCAGGAGAUCCUGACAAACAGCAAGACCAGGACCGGUCUUGAGGAGCUGGUUCUGUCGGAGAUCAGCAGCCCAAGCCGGACCCAGCAGACUGGGGACUCCUCCUCCGUCUCCUCCUUCUCUUACCGAGACAUGAUGAAGGAGGCGCAGCCACCCAGAGAAAAGGCCACCGGGGGGAGCCCUCCACCCCCCCAGGGCUCGGCUGACCUCAGUGACGAGGAGGUGGGGGAGCUGUUCCAGAGACUGGCCCUCGUCCAGCAGGACAAAUGGAUGCUGGAGGAGAAGGUGAAACACCUGGAGGUGAGCUGCUCCUCCAUGGCUGAAGACAUCCGCAGAAAGAGCGCCAUCAUAGAGACCUACGUCCACGACAGCCGCACCGUUUGA